UCCUCUCGCCCCGCCCGCAUGACCUCGACCUUUCGCCCACUCCUCCUCCUCCCGCGUUGUUCCUCCCGCAGCCGGAGCCACCCGCCACACCCUUCGCUGCCGGAUCCGCCCUUCGCCGUGAGAGACGCCGCCGAGCCCGUCCGUCACGCCCGAGCCGCCGCCGGAGCCGUCCUUCGCCGCAGGAGCCACCGCCGCCGAGCCCGUCCAUCGCGCCCGAGCCGUCGCCGAGCCCGUCCAUUGCGCCGGAGCCGCCCUACGCCGCGGGAGCCCCUUAGCCGGGAGUCCGAGGACGAGGAUGACAACGUAGACUACGAGGAGCAUCGGGAGGCCAGGCGGCGCCUGAUCCGCACUGUGCCGAUCGUUGACUGGUUCGAUGUCAAGAGCAACGAGGUCAAGACGACGUCUCCGAGGAAGUACUUCGUCCGGCCGAACGCGAGCAUCAUCCACCCGUGGGAUUCUUGCACGAUAACAAUUACCCUACAGUUACAGAAAGAGUACCCCACAAAUAUGCAAUCAAAGAAUAAAUUCUUGAUUCAGAGCACCAGGGUGGCUGCCAACACCGACAUGGAUGAAAACCCCCCCGACACUUUCAACAAGGAGGCUGAUAAGGUGAUUGAGGAAAUGAAGCUCAAGGUUGUCUACACAUUGCCCAGUGGAAGCUCAGACGACUCUGGUGUCACAUGUUCAGCAAAUAGGAGCUUCAAGCAGGGCGACGACGAUCUCUCGAUGCUGAAGAAUGCAAGCAUUGAAGAGAUGACACUUCAAUCUUCUUUAUAUUCAAGUGCAGAAAGAUUUCAGGUUGUGUCCUCUUUUUUUUGUUGGCACUAUCGGGUCACGCCCUCUUGCAAUGCAAGAUUAUCCAUAUUUUGAAGUCAUUUUUAUGCUGAUGUCAUUAUAUUUUUUCAAAUAGAUAGAUGCCAUGAGUAAACACUUGUUGAGUUGCGGGCUGGUAUUGUUGAAUUAGAGGCUGCUACUGACUACCAAUAUUGUAAAGAUACUGAUAUGAUGUGUUCCAUACUGAGAAUCACGAGAAGAUUUUUAUUGA
Triticum dicoccoides is the source of this 1045-nucleotide messenger RNA. RefSeq lists its product as uncharacterized. NCBI's taxonomy places the organism in Eukaryota, Viridiplantae, Streptophyta, Magnoliopsida, Poales, Poaceae. Gene Ontology annotation, cellular component: endoplasmic reticulum membrane; plasma membrane. Gene Ontology annotation, biological process: endoplasmic reticulum membrane organization. The record is from RefSeq and is a predicted model, not a curated record. The transcript has 6 exons. Bases 19 to 870 code for a protein of 283 amino acids.